This is a messenger RNA of Ailuropoda melanoleuca (giant panda), 6014 nucleotides long. RefSeq names its product zinc finger protein 345. Bases 139 to 1578 code for a protein of 479 amino acids. Gene Ontology annotation, biological process: regulation of DNA-templated transcription. The transcript has 2 exons. Gene Ontology annotation, molecular function: RNA polymerase II cis-regulatory region sequence-specific DNA binding; DNA-binding transcription factor activity, RNA polymerase II-specific. Lineage: Eukaryota; Metazoa; Chordata; Mammalia; Carnivora; Ursidae. The record is from RefSeq and is a predicted model, not a curated record.
CGGAACGCCAGGAUCACGCCCUGAGCCGAAGGCAGACGCUUAACAACUGUGCUACUCAGACUGUGAAUCAAGGUUGAGACCAAGAAAUUAUUUCUGAAAAAGGAUAUUUAUGGAAUAGAAUCAUCCUGAUGAGAGAUAAUGGAAAGACUUAUAAAAAACAGCAUUGAGUGUUCAAGUUUCAGAGGUGAUUGGGAAUGUAAAAGCCAGUUUGAGAGAAAACAGGAAUCUCAGGAAGGACAUUUCAGUCAAAUGAUAUUUACUUCUGAAGACAUGCCCACUUUCAAUACCCAGCAUCAGAGAAUACAUACUGAUGAGAAACUCCUUGAAUGUAAGGAAUGUGGGAAGGAUUUUAGUUUUGUAUCGGUCCUUAUUCGACAUCAGCGAAUUCAUACUGGUGAGAAACCUUAUGAAUGUAAAGAAUGUGGCAAGGCCUUUGGUAGUGGUGCAAACCUUGCUUACCAUCAAAGAAUUCAUACUGGUGAGAAACCAUAUGAAUGUAGUGAAUGUGGAAAGGCCUUUGGUAGUGGCUCCAACCUUACUCAUCAUCAGAGAAUUCAUACUGGUGAGAAACCAUAUGAAUGUAAGGAAUGCGGGAAAGCCUUUAGUUUUGGAUCAGGCCUUAUUCGACAUCAGAUAAUUCACAGUGGUGAAAAGCCUUAUGAGUGUAAGGAAUGUGGGAAGUCCUUUAGUUUUGAAUCAGCCCUUACUCGGCAUCACAGAAUUCACACAGGUGAGAAACCUUAUGAAUGUAAGGAUUGUGGGAAGGCCUUUGGCAGUGGUUCAAACCUUACUCAACAUCGAAGGAUUCAUACUGGUGAAAAACCUUAUGAAUGUAAAGCAUGUGGAAUGGCCUUUAGUAGUGGUUCAGCCCUUACUCGGCAUCAGAGAAUUCAUACUGGUGAAAAACCAUAUAUAUGUAAUGAAUGUGGGAAGGCUUUUAGUUUUGGAUCAGCCCUUACUCGACAUCAAAGAAUUCACACUGGUGAGAAACCUUAUGUAUGUAAGGAAUGUGGGAAGGCUUUUAAUAGUGGCUCAGAUCUCACUCAGCAUCAGAGAAUUCACACUGGUGAGAAACCCUAUGAGUGUAAGGAAUGUGAGAAGGCCUUUAGAAGUGGUUCAAAACUUAUUCAGCAUCAAAGAAUGCACACUGGUGAGAAACCCUAUGAGUGUAAGGAAUGUGGGAAGGCCUUUAGUAGUGGUUCAGACCUUACUCAACAUCAGAGAAUUCAUACUGGUGAGAAACCUUAUGAAUGUAAAGAAUGUGGCAAGGCCUUUGGUAGUGGCUCAAAACUUAUCCAACACCAGCUAAUUCACACUGGUGAAAAACUAUAUGAAUGUAAAGAAUGUGGAAAGUCCUUCAGUAGUGGUUCAGCUCUUAAUCGGCACCAGAGAAUACACACUAGUGAAAAAUAUUAUGAAUGUAAGGAAUGUGGGAAGAAUCUUUGUACUGGCUCAAGCCUUACUCAACAUCAGAAAAUUCAUACUGGUGAGAAACUUUAUGAAUGUAAGGAAUGUGGAAAGGCUUUUGGGAGGGGUUCAGAGAUUCAGCAACAUAAGAAAAGUCAUACCGGUGAGUAGCUCUGUUAAUUGGAAAUUUAUGUUAGGAUUAUGUGGUUAAGGAAGGAUGCAGGAUACAUAUUAGGGCGAGUCACCACAAAUGUAAUUAAGGUACAAAUGCCCUACUUAUGCUUUACCACUUAGUCUGUGGGAAUUUAUACAGGAAAAGAAAAACCAGUCUGAAGAUCUCUAUCUUAUAGUCAUUCUUUCAUUAUUUUUGGAAAAUUCAUACUUGUGAAUAUUAAAAAUUUAAAAACUGUUUAUUGUAUUUUGCCUUUAUUUUAAACAUUGAAAAAUUCAUUUCUGGGCUAACCCUGCUACUUUUGUUUACUGAUCCAUCUCAAAAUUAUUUUAAAUUAUUUAUCAAGGGUCUAAAUUUGCCCUUCUUCCUGUUUCUCAUUUGAAUACCAUUUAUUUAAUAACCAUAUCUAUUUUUGUAUUUUUUUAUUGCCUGUUUGAUGGUAAGUUAUAUUUUUAUACAUAUGAAGCAUGGGUAUCAGGUCAGUCUUCGUUUUCUAAAUUUGCAUAUCUGUGUUUGUAUCUGUGUUCCAUUUUGUUUGUGUUGUUGCUGUUAUUUUUAAGUAUCCUUUAAUAUCUUGUGGAUCUGUAUCUUUUUUUUGGAAACUUGUUUUACUUUCCUUUUACAAAGUCUAUACUCUUUUUGCAAAACAGUUCUUUUCUAUAUUAAUGUAGAUAUAAACAAAAAUAGUUAUCUGUAAUCAAAGCAACCACAGACAAUCAAUGUCAAACUUUUGUAGCAAACCUUUAAAGACUAUGUCAUUGUUUUUGAAAAAAAGUGUGAUUAUGCUAUACUAUAACCAGCCUUUAAUAGUCUUUGUAAAUAUAUUGUUACUCUUCUGUUGCCUUGAAAGUAUUCACCUGUCUUUAUCAAGCCCCUUUUGUCAAAUAUUGAAAAUUUUGCCAUCAUAAAGUGUUACCUUGAUGGCCCCUUUUGAAUGUGUCUAUUUUUUAUUGUUCAUUUCAGAGAAAAUGUAUGGGGUCUCUUCUGCUUUUAAAGACUUAUACUAUAAUAUAUAAGCUCUACUUCCCUUGACCAACAUUUGGACGUAGUUUUUUCCCUAAUGUUAACCAACUUAUUCUUCCACAGAUCCUUUUAUAUGCAUAUAUAAUGUGCUUAUGGUAAUGCAGGCAUAAUGAGCUCACUUCAGAGGCUUGUUAUGUGAAUUCUACAUUUGUGCCUAUCACAUAAUAAAACUUGCUUAGUAUUAGCCUUUGUCAUUGUUAUUAUCUUUUCAACUUUAUUAUGGAAAAACUUUUAACUAGUAUCGAUGUUUUACUGAACAUCAAAUCAUCAUAAUGGAAAAAAGACAUUCAGGUAAAUGAAUAUAAGAAAAGUUUGACCAACAUCUAUUUCUUAUGACAAGAGAGAAUUCAUCUUAAAAAUAUGUGAUGGUAAAGUGUAAGAAGGAAAAAUCCGUAGAAGGUGAAAAUAAAAAUUCUUCACAGAAAUUUGAAUUUUGAGGAAUGACAUCAGCAUCAUGACAGCAUAAGAUGCCUACCCUCAUUUGGCCCCCCAUGAUUAACAAGUAAAAGUGCCUCUGUUGUUGUUGUGGGAUCCAGCACCAUAAGCUAAGGGACCUGAGAGGAGUCUCACCCACAUCAAGUAAUAAGCUGAUAGUCUUCCAACAGGACUCUGAACCAGCCCCAGCCUCUUUUGGCUGCAUUCAGGGCAAACCUGGAGAGUGCUGAUUUGAGCAGACACUCACAAAUAAGAGAGGCUUUGUAGAACUCCAGAUUUCCUGAGGAGAGAUUCUAGCACUGUUUUGGAGAAAAAGAAAAAAAAGAGGGGGUAAGAUGAACUUUACCAGUGCCACCCCUUCCCCAAGGUGGCAUAUCAUGGUGCUGAACUAGCCAGCAAUGACUUUUUCUGCAGGGGAAAACAGUGAGUGAUUGCCCAGCUUCCCUACUGGUAUAGGAUGCUGCUGAAGAAACUUGUUUUUCUCCUGCAGCACCCACAGUAUUGAGGCAAUACUUGCGUGACUGUGGGGAGACAGAUGAGGUUAUAAGAAUGUCAGAAUGUAUUAAAGGAAUACAAUUCCUACUGGCUGCAUUCAGGACUCCUGCAGGAAGCCCACCAGAAGCCUCUGGGAAAACCUUACACAAGGAUCCCCCACCUGGCUUGCAGGCACCCCCGAUGCCCCAAAUAUUAAACCCACAGCUCCCUCAGUUCUAGAGGUAGCUCUUUGUGUAUGUUCCCAAGUAUGGCAGUAAAGACCAGUUUUGGUAGACAGCACGCAGAAAACAGGCCAGAGUCUGUGGCAAGGGAGAAAUCACAAACUUGAGCUAUAGUAUUAUCUGAGGAAAAACAAAAGAGGUUUCCAGCAGCCAGCCUGGUGAGUUGUAAGGUUGAGAGAAGACAAAGAAGCUUAAGAUUUCUCUCACAAGGGGCCAAGAAGUAGGGAGCACAUGUAUUGCUACAAGGACAGAGAAAGCCCCAGUUAUAAGCAGGCCCAAUAAAAAGUAUCUCUGACCUAAAGGCAACUAGUAGUGUUUGGAGGAGGUGACUACUUCAAAUGAGAAAACAGCAAUGCAAAACUCCAAGAAACAUGAGGAAUCAAUGAAAUGUGACAUCACAAAAAGAUCUCAAUAAUCCUCUAGUAACUGAACUUAAAGACAGAAUUCUGUGAUUUACCUGAUAAAUAAUUCAAAUUAGCUGUUCUAAAGAAACUCAAUGAGCUACAAUAAAACAUAGAACUCAACAAGCAGGAAAGCAAUACAUGAGUAAGAUGAGAAAUUCAACAAAAAAAUCAUAAAAACAAACCAAACAAAUCUGGAGCUGAAGAAUGAAUGAAAUGAAAAAUGCAACAGAGAACAUCAACAGGAGAAUAGACCAAGUGAAUAUAAAAUGAGAGAGAGAGAGAGAAGAUGGGGGCUUUGAAAUACCCCAGUCAGAGGAGAACAAAGAAAAAAGGAAUGAAAGAGAAUGAAGAAAGACUGUAAGAUGUGUGGGACACCAUAAACCAAACAAGAAUAUAAAAAAUAACUACUGUAAUUUGUUAAUGAAUUCAGAAUAUAAAAAGUAAAAAAUGAUAAAAUAAAAAACAUAAAAGGGGCAGUAAGAGAGUAGAGCUCUUUUAUGUGAUUAAAGUUGCUAUCCAUCAGCUUAAAAUGGACUGUUUUAUAAGAUUUUUUAAAAAGAUUUAUUUAUUUUAGAGAGAUAGCAGGGGGAGGGGCAAAGGGAGACAGAGAGAAAGAAUUCUCAAGCAGUCUCCUCACUGAGUGCAGAGCCUGAUGCAGGGUUCGAUUCCAGGACCCUAAGAUCAUGACCUGAGCUGAAAUCAAGAGCCAGCCACCCAACUGAGUGAGCCAUCCGAGCGCCCCUAUAUGAUGUUUUAUGUAAGUCUCAUGAUAACCAUAAAGCAAAACUCUAUUAGAUUCACAAAAGAUAAGUGAGGAGAAUCACAGCACACCACCAUGGAAAAGAGAGGGGAAAAAAGAACAAUGGAACUACAAAAUGGCUGGAGAGCUAUUAAUUAGAUUGCAUUAGUAAGUAUACGUAUUAAUAAUUUCUCUAAUGUAAAUGAAUUGAAUUUACCAAUUGAAAGGCAUAGAAUGGCCAGAUGGAUAAGACUCAACUAUAUGCUGUCUACCAAAAGGCACUUCAGCUUUAAGAUCAUACAUAGGCUCAAAGUGAAGAGAUGGAAAAAGAUAUUCCAUGGAAGCAGAAAGUGGGGUUGGCCUUACAGGGCUGGCCCAUAUUUAUACAAAUAGACUUUAAGCCAAAAAUUAUGAGACAAAGAAGGUCAUUAUAGAAUGGUAAGGAGGGCGAUUCAUCAAGAAGAUAUAACAAUCAUAAAUGUUUAUGCACCCAAUAUCAGAACACCUAAAUAUGCUAAGCAAAUACUGACAGAUCUGGAGGGAGAAAUAAACAAUACAAGAACAGUAGGGGAUUUCAAUACUUCACUUUAAGUAACAGAUGGAUCAUUCAAACAGAAAAUCAAUGUAGAAACAUUUGACUUGAGUCAUACAUUAAAACAACUGGGCCUAACAGACAUAUAUAAAACAUUCCACUCAACAGCAGCAGCAGAAUACAUAUCUUCUCAAGUGCACAUGGAAUAUUCUCCAGGAUAAAUCAUAUGAUAGGUCACAAAACAAUUCUUAGGAAAAUUAGAGUGACGCCAUACCAACUAUCUUUCCAACCAAAAUGGUAUGAAACUAAAAAUCAAGAAGACGAGAAAGCUGGAAAUUUUACAAAUAUGUGGAAACUAGGCAACACACUCCUGAAUAACCAAUGGGCCAAGGAAGAAAUCAAGAGGAAAAAAGUGCCCAAACAAAUGAAAAUGGAAACUCAACAGACAAAUACAUAUGUGAUGCUGUAAAAUAAUUUCUUAGAGGGAAUUUUAUAGCAAUAAAUGCAUGUGUAAGUGAAAAUGAAAGAUUUCAAAUAAAUAACUUUAAAUGUCAAGGGACUAGAAAAAGAACAAACUAAGGCCAAA